CGAUGGAAGAAUCAUUAUUCUCGUGAUCCGCUCUUCGCAUGCGAAAUGCCAAGGCCAUUUCUUCACUGCGUGAGAUGGUCGGAUUUCGGAGUUAACACUCUCCGUGCUCCGACUUGGAGUAAGUUGCCAACAACUUUUGUUCAUCUAACAAAACGCGGUGCCAAAGUGAGUUGUGCAGAGCCAUGGAUCACGCAUAUUUCGUGUUGUGUUUCGAUUCGACUGAGCAUAAUCCGAUCGAGCGAAUCCAAGGGCAGACCGUUGAAUUGGAGACGUGGUGAUGACGGCAGCGGGCAAGCGGACAAGUAACACGCCAACUUGCAGGGGCCGCAGCAAGGAACCAGCCCACCGAAGCGCCCGGUUAUUGGUCGCGUCAGGCUGGACUUAUCUGAUGAAUCUGUCGAAUCCCGCCGGAAUCCGUUGAAUUGGCGCCAGAUUCAAUAAUGAUUAGAAAUGCUGUCAGCCAGGUUCCCCAAUUUCAAACAAAAACCUUAGGAACCCACCGAGGAAGCUCGACCAAGUGCCCUUCGCUUUCAGCGUCAUCGACCCCAGAAACCUUCCCACUUCAUCCCCCAACACCAGAUGGGUACGGCCAGCGGUUUAUCCAUUGUAUCCCCAUUUCUUAUUGUUCAAGUAGGCGGGAAACAUUCGCAAUGACUGCACGCCAGAAUUCCGACCCCGGACCGGCCCUCGAAGAGGCCAUGCCCGAUCAUGAGCAGACCCCUUUGCUCCCGCGCGAGUCUGCCACAGAGACGGCCACGACGCCGCUGUCCUACCGGAGGGGAAUGACCAUUUUGCUCGCCAUGGGGAUCCUGAUCUUCAUUCAGGCGAUCAACAUGUCCAUGAUGACCACGGCACAAUCCGAGAUCGCGACAGAUUUAGACGCCUUUGGAGAAACCACAUGGUUCAACUCGGCAUUUAUGAUUGCUGCCUCCAGUGUCACGCCUCUCGCCGGACGGUUAAGCCAGAUCUUUACGCCCCGGGUCUACGUUCUCUUCUCAUGCGUAUUGUUAUCAAUUGGCCUCUUCAUCACGGCUGGAGCUCCAAAGUUGUCUGUCUUCCUAGUCGGUCGAGCUUUUAGCGGUGUCGGCGCUGGCGGCCUAAUGAUUACUGGUAUCAUCCUGACCUUGGACUUGGUCAAUAAGAAGCGCCGGGGCGUAUUCAUUGGUAUCGUCAAUUUUGGAAUGACCAUUGGGGUCUCACUGGGAGCUGUUCUGGCUGGCGCUAUCGCUCCAACCCUUGGAUGGCGACCUAUUUUCUGGGUCCAGGCACCGGUGGCCUUGGUCUUAGGUCCGGUUCUGUUCUUCGCCAUUCCGUCGCACCAUACUCACGAAGUUGGCGAUUUAAAGACCGAUUCUCUGCGAGAGAAACUCAAGAAUGUCGACUAUGCCGGAGCAUUCUUUUUGGCACUGUCGAUAUUCCUCCUAUUGUUCAGUCUCGCCUCGCCAGUGAUUCCGAUUACACCAAUCAUCUUUAGCGCGGUAUUCUUCGUUAUCUUCUGGGUCAUCGAGUCACGAUUCACAUCGGAACCUAUCGUCCCGACAGAAGUGCUGAAGACUCGAAGCGUCCUCCUCACCUGCCUAGCCGCUCUCUCAGCAAUGACUGCCCGCUGGGCCGUCCUCUUCUACUCACCAGUCUACGCAAUGGCCGUCCGGGGCUGGUCCUCCGCCUCUGCAGGCCUAAUCCUUGUCCCCACGAACGCAGGUUUCGGAAUCGGGGGUCUCCUCGUUGGAUGGCUACACAUCCGUCAUGGCGAGAGCUACUACCUAUCCAACGUCCUCGUCUACCUCCUUUUCGCACUCUCUAACCUCCUUCUCUUCACCCUCGCAACGCCCACCUCCCACACAGCCGCCUACGUCGUCGCCAUGUUCCUCAACGGCUCCAUGAUCGGCGCCUCGAUGAACUACACCUUUAUCCACAUCCUCCACCUCACAAAACCCUCAGUGCACUACAUCGUAACCGCCCUCGUCGGAAUGUCGCGCGGCUUCGCAGGCAGUUUCGGCUCAGCAAUGGGCGGCGGAUUCUUCCAGCGCGAACUCAAAGCGGGCUUAGAAGACGGCUUCGCGAAGCAUGGUCUCACGGGGAAAGAUGCACUCAUCCAUAAGCUUUUGGGGAGUCCCGCGCUCGUUGCAAAGCUGAGUGGUGCGGAGAAGGAGGUUGCGGUGCAGAGUUAUCAGAGGGCGAUUCAGAGUUUGUUGCUAGGUGGGUUUGGGAUUUUGAUUGUGGCGGCGAUUGCGCAGGCAGGGACCGGGUGGACGGCGCCGCCGCCUGAGGAGGAGACGAGUGGGAGAGAAGACGGUGAGGAGAGGAGGGAGGAUUGAUAUCGAGAUGAUUAUUAGGGGAUUGCAUCUUGGUGUUUUGGUGCGGCAUCGAAUUGGAUUUGAUAUUGAUUUUUUGGGUCUUCAUGUCAGAAAUACGGAACAUACCUCAGCAACACACAAACUACCCGCCCUCCUUCCCGUCCCCCUUCCUCAAACCCAAAUUGAACACCAAAACAGAAGACAAAAAGACACUCGACAAGACUGAGAUUCGAACUC
Aspergillus calidoustus is the source of this 2534-nucleotide messenger RNA. Lineage: Eukaryota; Fungi; Ascomycota; Eurotiomycetes; Eurotiales; Aspergillaceae. The record is from the annotation of a GenBank genome assembly.